Molecule: messenger RNA, 2295 nt
Organism: Monomorium pharaonis (pharaoh ant)
Lineage: Eukaryota; Metazoa; Arthropoda; Insecta; Hymenoptera; Formicidae
Product: retinol-binding protein pinta
Exons: 7
Coding region: 753-1673 (306 amino acids)
Cellular component (GO): membrane
Molecular function (GO): phosphatidylinositol bisphosphate binding
Source: RefSeq, a predicted model, not a curated record
AAUAAAUUAACACUAUUAAGAUAAUCAAUUAUUUCCAAAAAGCCAUCGCUGUGAUACGACUAUAGAGAUGAACAAGCUGCUUCCUGCCCUGGUCGAGCUAUACCGAUUGGUCGUAUACCACAGCAAACCUUUCUCCGUGACUAUAGGGGUGUGGGCUAUCUCUCUUCGACCGGGUUAUUUCGUUUAGUAGCCAACAUCCCCUCAACAUUUUACAUCGCAUCACGCGACUGCAGAGGUACGGGCGACCCGCUUUGGCCCAGGCGCUAGUUGCCCAAUUCAAAGCCAGUUUUUCUGUGGUAAAAUCUUCCACCGUAUUCGCCAGGUAUUAAGCGCCGCGCUCUCCAAUCCGUCGCACCACGUAUUCGAUUCCCGCCCUAACACCUCGUGACACGCGCACGCCGCGUGAAUCCCCGCUGAUACCGCGUUAUUAAAAUCACGAGGUCGAUAGCAUGCGCAUAACUUAAUGUCACGCUGAUAGGCUAAUUAAUGUAUCAAAUCAUAUCUGCGUAAUUUGGUAUUAUAAUCCAUUAAUGUAAAAUGAAUAUGUUUAAAUACAUUUGCUUUGUAAAAAUGAUAAUUAUGUACAUUGUGUCCCCGAAUCUGUUUCCCCUUUCUAGCUUCGACUCAGAUUAUCCGCGCACCGUCCGGAGCAAGAAAAAAGACGGGUCGUUACAAUUUCAAGAAACAUAGAUUCUAAAGUGCAUACUCUAUGCAAUUUGGGCAACUAACGAGGAUUCGCGUUCACUAUUGUGAUGGCGGACAAGUACGGUAACAUUGUGCAUCAUGUUUGGCAGGAGAUGACCAGUGAAGAUAAGAGAUACGUAGCGGAACAUUUGAAUGAAACUGACGAAAUUAGAGAGACCGCUAUUGCAGAGAUUAGACACUGGAUCAAAGAAAGCGAUGAUUUCCCCGCAAAAAUCGAUGAUUUUCUUAUUCUGCGAUUUUUGAGAGUUGGCAAAUUUGAUCUUGAAAAAACUAAGAGUAGAAUUCAAAGCUAUUGUAAGCAGCGAUCCAAGUUACCGGAAUGGUUCAUAAAUAAAGAUCCAUUCCAACCAGAACUGCAGGAGUUGCUUGAUUUGGGAAUUUAUUUGCCUUUGCGGAAACCGGACAGUCAAGGAAGAUUGAUUAUGCUUAUACGCACUACUGUGCAUGAUCCAGAAAGAAAUAAAGUAUCAGAUAUAGUUAAGUACUAUAUAUUAGCGAUGGAAACGGCGAUAAAACAUUAUCCCGCAUCAUCUAUAUAUGGUUGCUCACUCUUAUUAGAUACAUUUAACCCAACUGUACGCCACGUUAUUCAAGUUAAGCCCUACGAAUUAAUGAAUGUGGUCCAAUUGUGGAAUAACACUUAUCCUAUGAGAUGUCAGAAAAUUGUUUUUUUUAACGUGCCAUUAAUUUAUGAUAUUAUUGUGAAAAUUAUGAGAUCUUUUAUGACAGCAAAGAUGAAGACCAGAUUACAAGUCUAUUCAGAUGCGCUUCACUGUUUCGAAGAUAUUCCAGCUAAUAUCUUGCCCGUCGAAUAUGGUGGUACAGAUGGUACACUUCAAGAAUUAACAGAAUAUUGGAAAAAAAUGAUCGAGGAAAAUCGUGAUUGUCUUACAAAAGAUGAAACUGACCAAACAACCCACACAAUUGAACCUGAAGAGAUAAAUUUUGAAGAGAUCACUCAUCUAUAAAUUUUUCGACUACAAAUGAAUUAACACACUCAAGAUAAUUAUUUAUUAAAAGAUAAGAAUUUAUCGGAUCCUAAAGUGCAUGUAAACUGUACUACGUACAUACAGAUUCGUAUAACAAUUUUAUGUAAUAUAAUAUUUAUUUUUGUAAAAUAUUUAAAAAAUUAAUCAAAUAGGGCCGCAAGUUUCUUACGAUCGAUGAAAAUAACAAAAUCGAAUAACAUUUUAAACCAGACUUAGCUGUUAGUUCAGUACAUUUAGAAUUGGCCAAAAAUGUUUGUUUUUAAAACUACUUCGAAUGCAUUGUAUUUUCUUUUGCAUACCUUAUUUUACAAAUUUGAUAAAAAAUUUCUUUUUUUUUGCUGGUAUGUGUUGAUAUAUUUCAUCAAUGAUAUAAUAACAAACACGCAAGUAAAAAAUAAAAUUUUUGUGGAAGAUGGUACUUAAUGUAUAUUUCUUACUUAAACGGAAAUAAGGAUAAGGUAUUUAUAUUAUUCACCGGUUAUUAAUAAUUUUUUUCUGUAGUAUAUCUUGUGUAAUGAUUUUACUGUAUUUAUUUUACUUUACCUUACAAUUAUACAUAUAAUAAACAAUAAUAAUAAAUUAUACCUAUCCAUAUGUAAAA